Messenger RNA from Punica granatum (pomegranate), 1833 nucleotides. Lineage: Eukaryota; Viridiplantae; Streptophyta; Magnoliopsida; Myrtales; Lythraceae. The record is from RefSeq and is a predicted model, not a curated record.
GGGGGAGAAAAGGAAUUGUCAUCUGAAGAAAAUUCAAAAGGCAUGAACGGUCUUUCUCUCUGUGGUGCUAUGAAUUACGAACUCAUUCGAAGCAAUCCAUAUCAGAGCUCGAAGAAGGAAGCAUUCCGAAAACUUCAAGCAACAGCCCUUCCUCCCCGAGAUAUCACAAGUCCCAAACCCGACUUCUAUAUUUCCGCGGUAAAGGAUGUCGAUGGUCCAGAGUCCGGGGAAUGCUAAGGCCGUGCUUUCGACUAUGGCCGCUCUUGCGGCUUCGUCGAUGCUGAUCCGUAGCCUUGUCAAUGAAUUCCUCCCCACGGAAGUCCUGGAAUAUUUUAGCUCGACUGUGCAGAACAUAUCUCGAUGUCUUUCUUCUCAGAUUACGAUCGUCAUAGAAGAGUUCCGAGGGUUCUCCCAGAACGAGGUGUUUGAGGCUGCUACCCUCUACCUAGGGAGAGUUGCUGCUUCGUCCUUCCACCGGGUGAAAGUGGGGAAGGACGAUAAGGAAAAGGCGUUUGCCGUGGCAGUAGACGUAAAUGAAGAGGUGAUCGAUGUCUUCGAGAAGGUCAUGCUGCGGUGGGGGUUGGUCUCCAUGGAAGUACAGUCCUCUUCAAUGGGCCAUUUCAGAGGAGGUCCAGGGCUAGGCAAUCUCAAUGCCGCUCUCCGGUCGGAAGUGAGAUCGUACGAGCUGACGUUCCAUAAGAAGCACAAGGACAUGGUCUUCAACUCGUACUUGCCUUUCGUCAUGAAGAAGUCAAGAUCGAUCCAGGAAGAGAUCAAAGCAGUGAAGCUUUACACGACCGACUAUAAUGGUUGGAACACCCACAACGCGAUCGUUCUCGACCACCCGAUGACAUUCCGAACCCUCACUAUUGAUCCCGAGCUUAAGAAGAUGAUUUUGGAAGAUCUGGACAUCUUCAUAAAUGGGGAGGAAUAUUAUCGGAGCAUCGGGAAAGCCUGGAUACCUGCUGUAUGGCCCUCCUGGUACUGGGAAAUCUAGCCUGAUAGCGGCCAUUGCUAACCACCUGAACUUUGACAUCUACGACCUCGAUCUGUCCGCGGUUCAGACGAAUAUCGAUCUCAAGCAACUGAUGCUCAGCAUGUCUAAACGGUCCAUACUAACAAUAGAAGACAUCGACUGCUCCACCAGCAUACACAACCGAGACACCGAAACAGAAUCAUCUGACCCUAAUCGCAAUAAGGUGAUGCUCUCGGGCCUCCUUAACUCUAUGGACGGGCUACUGUCGUGCUGCGGAGAGGCGCGGAUCAUUGUACUCACCACAAAUCACAAGGAGAGGCUCGACCCAGCGCUGCUCAGACCAGGUCGAAUGGACAUGCACAUCUGCCUGUCAUACUGCAGCAUUCCCACUUUCAAGGAGCUCACGUUCAACUACUUGGGGCUUCGGAAUCAUCAUCUCUUCCACGACAUUGAGGAGGUGAUCGGAGAGGCUAAGGUCACCCCAGCAGAGGUGGCCGGGGGGCUUAUGAAGAGCCGAAACGUCGAGGCAUCCCUUCAGGGCCUUGUCACCUUCCUCCAUAACAAAAUUGCCCAACGUGAUGCAGCAUGAGGCUAUAAGAAACAUAAGGUCCAUGACAAGCAGGGAAGGGAAAGAAAGACAAUCAACAAAUGAGGACCGCUUCAGGACGCUCAGAACAGUGGCAGUUUUGUCAAUCCGUAAAUCAGACUUCGGUUUCCCGAGGGUGCAAUAUGAAGAUUCAAGAAUGCCCCAUAGACAAAAUGUCAUAUCUGAGCAAGAAAAUGUAAAUUGAGACACAGUUGGAACACCUUUGUUUACAGAGUAAAUACAUUCUGAGCUAAAGAAUCAUUGCCCACAA